AUGUCUGACAUUAAUGAUGACGCACAUAAUCUUAUUAAAUCUACAUCUAUCGUACUAAAGAGGAAGCUCCUUUCGAUCCUAGAAUGGUUCGGACGUCUUGGAAAGCAAUGGUGGCAACUCAAAAAACAAUGGUGUCUAUAUGUAUGGUUUCGUUUAGUACGAAUUUUCAAGAUGCAAUUCUUACGCAAGAAUAAUGAAUCGAUUCAGAAGCUUGUAAAGGAUGUUUGCUGUCAAACUGAUUCGUGUGAUGAAAUACAGGAAACCGAACCCGUAGAUGCUUUGAACCAGCUGAAUAUAUGCGAUGCUGUUACACACUUUGGUUGUAAUGAUUUAUUAGAUCAGAAAUGUUUAACAGAUAUUAGUUCCGCUAUCGCGACUGUGUCUCCCGAAGUAUCAUUCUCAUCUACUGUUGAACAAUUAUCAACUUUACCUGACCAAUCAGCAUUGUCUUCUCAAAGAAAUACACAUUCAUCAGACGAUGAAAAUUGUUAUCCAAUCGGUAUCUCCUUUUCUGGAAAAAAUAAAGAUCAAGUAGAACAGAUUUGCGAAGAAGUCCAGAAAGAAUUGUCUGAAAAAAUAUUCUUUGCUCCAUGGUAUCAACAUAAAGUGGCACAAAUCUAUGGAAAUCCAUUUUUAAGAAAGAUCUACGAGAAAGCUUCAUUCGUUAUUGUCUUUCUUUCACGUGAUUAUGAAUUGUCUGACUUUUGUUUUUACGAAUGGCGAGUUAUCAAACAACGUUUUAUGGUUCGUCCAGCUAAGCAGAAAAAUGAUAGAUUAUUACUCAUUAAAUUAGAGGAUAUCAACAUAGAAACUCUGGAUCUUUUCAAUGAUGAUUUCUACAUUGAUGUUUCAGAAAUGAUUACAGCAAAAGAAGUGGCCGAUUUGAUUAUUAAACGAUGGCGUAUUGUUGAGCAGCUUCCACGCACAUAA
Molecule: messenger RNA, 930 nt
Organism: Rotaria sordida
Lineage: Eukaryota; Metazoa; Rotifera; Eurotatoria; Philodinida; Philodinidae
Source: the annotation of a GenBank genome assembly